Molecule: messenger RNA, 2238 nt
Organism: Arachis ipaensis
Lineage: Eukaryota; Viridiplantae; Streptophyta; Magnoliopsida; Fabales; Fabaceae
Source: RefSeq, a predicted model, not a curated record
CGAGAUUACUAGUAGCAAAAUCAUAAAUUUUUUAAUUACCAUACAAAUCAAGUAGCAAUAUUGCACAUUAUUUGUGCCUUGAAAAUAUCGAGCGACGAGGAAAUUAACUCAGGAAACAAAUAUAAAAAUGUAUAUGGUACUGUGGCAUGCCAGCAGGUCUCAUAAUUAUCUCCACCGAAAUUCCAGAAGUUUUUAACUUCUUCCAUAUAUUAUUUUCCGUGAAACACUUGGCUUCUUUCUCUAUAAAAUCUUCUUGUCUUUAUUUUUAUUUUUCAACAUAUCGGAGAGAGAAAACAAGAAAAUGGAAAUAGCAUGGUCCACUAAUAUUGUUAUCGCUGCAGCGACAGUAGUUGUGUUGCUUUCAUGGGGAUGGAGGGUCCUCAAUUGGUUAUGGCUGAGGCCAAAGAAGCUUGAGAGGUUGCUAAUAGAUCAAGGCCUUCGAGGCACACCGUACAAGGUUCUAGUUGGAGACUCGAAAGAUUUUAUGAAGAUGCAAAGUGAAGCCAGAACCAAACCCAUGAACACCUCUGAUGAUGAUAUUGUUCCUCGUACGCAGCCUUAUGUCCUACAAUGCUUCAACAAAUACGGAAAGAAUUCUUUUUUCUGGUCUGGAGGAAUACCAAUAGUGAUAGUCACAGAUCCUGAACUAAUCAAAGAUGUAUUCAACAAGAUCUAUGAUUUUCCAAAGCCAAAUACAAAUCCAUUGAUCAAAUUAUUGGUUAAUGGGCUUGGUGGCCAUGAGGGUGAGAAAUGGAGAAAACAUAGAAGAAUAAUCAAUCCUGCAUUUCAUUCAGAAAAGUUGAAGAUUAUGAUACCAAUAUUCUUCAAAAGUUGCAAUGACAUCAUAAGUAAAUGGGAGAAAAUGAUAUCGUCGAAUGAAUCAUGCGAAAUAGAUGUGUGGCCUUCUUUUCAAAAUCUAGCCGGUGAUGUUAUCUCUCGAGCAGCAUUCGGAAGCAGCUAUGAAGAAGGAAUAAGAAUAUUUGAACUUCAAAGAGAGCAACUUAAACUUACCAUGGAAGUUGUGAUGAAAGUUUAUAUUCCCGGAUCGAGGUUUUUACCUACUCGUAACAAUAGGAGGAUGAAGGAAAUUGACAGAGAAAUAAAAACUUCACUUAAGAAAAUAAUUAAUAAGAAAGAGAAAGCACUAAAAGCAGGUGAGACAGCAAAAGAUGAUUUACUGGGUAUAUUGUUGGAAUCAAAUCAGAAGGAAAUUGAAGAGUAUGGAAAGAAGAAGAAUAAUGGAAUGAGUGUUGAAGAUGUAAUCGACGAAUGUAAAUUGUUCUACUUUGCGGGACAAGAGACGACUUCAGUUUUGCUGGUUUGGAGCAUGGUGUUACUCAGUAAGCAUUCUCAUUGGCAAGCUCGGGCAAGGGAGGAAGUCUUGCAGGUCUUUGGUAGCCAGAAACCACACCUUGAUGGCUUAAAUCGCCUUAAGAUUGUCACUAUGAUAUUAUAUGAGGUUCUCAGGUUAUAUCCACCAGUACCUGGACUUACUCGAACUACCGCCAAAGAUAUAAAACUUGGAGACCUAAAUUUGCCUGAAGGAGUGCAAAUUUUCUUCCCAAUUGUUUUGAUUCACCAUGAUUUCAAACUUUGGGGUAAUGAUGCAAAGAAUUUCAAUCCUGAAAGAUUUUCAGAAGGAGUAUUUAAGGCGACAAAUGGCAAAGCUUCUUUUUUGCCAUUUGGAUGGGGUCCUAGAAUCUGUAUUGGACAAAACUUCUCGUUAUUAGAAGCAAAGAUGGCUUUAUCAUUGAUUCUACAACAUUUUUCAUUUGAACUUUCUCCAGCUUAUACUCAUGCUCCGAUGACUAUGGCUUUACUUCAUCCACAACAUGGUGCUCAUAUCAUUUUACAUAAGAAGGAGGAGUGAUGGAAGGAGGAGAAGAGAUAAUGAAGGUAAAAUCAAAGAGGACAGAAUUGAAAAAGUGGAGGUUAAGAUUUCAAGGAAAGUGUAAUCCAAAAGCUUAUCUUGAGUGAAAAUUAAAAAUUGAGCAAUUAUUCUCAUGCCAUAUUUACACCAAAGAGAAUAAAAUAAAGGUGGCAGCCACAAUUACAAAAGGAGCGGCUUAGAUAUGAAGAACUAUUAAUGGAUAAAUGGGACGAAAUGAAGAGGUUGAUGAAAAAGAGAUUUAUCCCUUCCCGUGAUCAUAGGGACCUUUAUAAUAAACUCCAAAGACUUUCACAAGACAGUACGAGUGUGGAUGAAUAUUUCAAGGAGAUGAAAGUGUCUUUGAUUAG